AUGCUACAGUGUCUAACAGAUUAUGCACAACUCUUUCUCAGCCGUCUGGAAAAAACAGAAAGUGUUUUGGACAAGGACGGUCGUGAGUUUAUGUCUCACACCAACGGCAAAGUGAAGCCUGAAAUCACCAAGUUGGAGAAGAGAACACGCCUUGAUGAAGAAAACCUUUCCGCACCUCGAGUUUUAAGGCCACAUGCGUUUAAUCCAUCUAUUGACUUUAAAAAGGUCGAAACCGAACAAAUUACACUUAGUGGGGAAAAGGAAGAAAACCUGAAAAAGAUACUGCAUAUAGAAAAAAACACUGUCAGACCAGAGGAGCUGAUACGUGUUUUUGACAAAGACGUUGUACGUUCAGGUAGCUGUGACAUUGAAUUGAGUGUACUGAGAUGGGUGAGUGACAUUAUCGGAUAUCCCGAGCAAGCCCGAGGAUGCACAGUCUCCGGAACCUCCAUGGGGGUUAUAGUGGCUUUCUCUACAGCCCGCCAUGUUAAACUGGCGGACAGCAGCCAGUUCCGUAGAUCGGUGGUGUACAUGACAGACCUAGCACACUUUUCCCAUACAAGAGCUCUGCGAGUUGUUGGCCUGGCGGACGUUAUUGUAAGACACGUGCCUACCGUGAAAUACAGAAUGGAUUCCAGAAAACUGGAAAAGCUGAUAAUGGAAGACCGAGAGGCCGGGUUGUAUCCCUUUAUGGUGGUUGGCACAGUCGGCACUACCGGCCUGGGAACGAUUGACCCACUGGGAGAUAUCAGCGAGGUGGCCCAGAAACACGGUCUGUGGUUUCACGUGGAUGCUGCUAUUGGAGGGUGCCUGAUGUUAGACGAGGCUGUGAAGAAGCGAUGUGAAGGGAUAAACAUGUCCGACUCUGUGGCAUUGGAUUUCCACAAAUCCCUCUCGACCCCAUAUGGAUCGGCCGCCGUGCUUGUUCGGGAUGGGAAACUUUUGAAGUGGGCAAUGGCAAGAGACAGCGCCCCGUUUAUUGCAGAUUCAACUGACGAGGACGGUUAUUCACCGACUGACUUCGGUUUUGAGUUGACCCGACCCUUCAGAGCAUUUCCGGUGUGGUUUAUGUUGAAGAGUCUGGGCACAGAGAUGAUUAAAACGGCGUUGCGAGAAAAAGUGCGACUAACGAAAUACGCCUUCAAGUCAAUUCGUGAUAUGGCCGAUGUUGUCACGUGCACGGAGCCCGAUCUGACUGUCAUCGCCUUCCGGUACUUUCAACCUGGCAGUGAAGACGGAAAUGACGUCACGCGCAAAUGGCACGAGCUGAUAGCCAAGGAGGGACAAGUCUGUAUGACACCGACAACAGCAGACGGCUUGUUCUACAUCCGGUUAUGCAUUUUGUCCUUCCGUUCCCACAUCGAGGAUGUUGACAUCGCAUUGUCCGCCAUCAGGAGGAACUUAGAUGUCAUUUUAAGAGAAAAAGACAUUUUCAUUACAAGACUUUAA
Molecule: messenger RNA, 1449 nt
Organism: Liolophura sinensis
Lineage: Eukaryota; Metazoa; Mollusca; Polyplacophora; Chitonida; Chitonidae
Product: tryptophan decarboxylase-like
Exons: 5
Coding region: 1-1449 (482 amino acids)
Biological process (GO): carboxylic acid metabolic process
Cellular component (GO): cytoplasm
Molecular function (GO): carboxy-lyase activity; pyridoxal phosphate binding
Source: RefSeq, a predicted model, not a curated record